AACGAAGCAAAGAAAAGGGAAUAUGUCAAAACGAAAAAUUAUCACAAAUAAAUGGGUAAUCAAAAUCACUAGUUGAGGAAGAAGCCCACAAAUUUCACAAAAUUGUCCAAUUGAAUAGCCUUUUAUAGCUUUUGUACAGCUAUAAUUCAAAAUUGUGUUAAAAUUUUUGACAUUAAUCGAGUAGAAAAUUUUAACUACCAUCACUAAUUGUAGUUAAUGCAAAGAAGGGGCGGAUUACAGCGGUGUCAACGAAAAGUGCAAGACAAAAUUAUUGAAAAUUCUCGAAUACCGUAAAACAAUUCGUCAUAUCGCUAAUAGGCCUGUGAUUUUAAUAAAUACUAUUAAAUAUAUAACGUUAAAACUAUUUGGUGCGAACGGUUUUCUGCUUUCCUGGGAAUAUUUCAUACUUGAAAGUUGCAUACAUACACACACACAUACACAAAAUCCCUCCAGCAUAUUAACUUAAUAAUACUUAGUUUGCGAAUCAGAAAAUGAUGGUUGAAUCCGAUGGUACUGCUGAUGCUACACGUCGCCUCAACGUUAAGAAGCAAACACUGGAUGAUGCAUAUGCGGUACCAGCAAAUUUCUUAGAAAUCGACGUGGUCAAUCCAUUGACAACGAUGGCUGCAGGCAAGAAACGUUAUACGGACUACGAAGUACGAAUGCGGACGAAUUUACCAGUGUUCAAAGUAAAGGAAUCUAGCGUGCGUCGCCGCUACAGUGAUUUCGAAUGGUUAAGAAAUGAAUUGGAACGCGAUAGCAAGAUUGUAGUACCGCCAUUACCCGGUAAAGCAUGGAAACGCCAAAUGCCCUUCCGCGGCGACGAAGGUAUAUUCGAUGAGAACUUCAUCGAGGAGCGGCGAAAAGGACUAGAAGCGUUCAUUAAUAAAAUCGCUGGCCACCCGUUGGCGCAGAACGAGCGUUGCUUACACAUGUUCUUGCAAGAAAAUGUCAUCGAUAAGAACUAUGUGCCAGGAAAGAUUCGCAACACAUAAGAGGCGAUAUAAUAAGGUUCAGACUGCGAGUGGGGAAUGUGUGCCGAAAGAAAAAGUGGUUGUUACUGUUACUCGAGUGCACACGUACUGGGGAAUCAAGCUGAAUGAAAAGAGAAAUAUACAAAUGCGAAUAUAAACACAUACACAUACAUUGAAGGAUUUAACUGCUCAGAAGGGUUUAUUUUUUUCAAAUUUCGGGUUUAUACAAUAUUAAAAAAAACAAAAUUAUUGUAUGGAAUGUACGUUAUAUAUAUUCUACUAUAUGGAUAUACAAGUAUAUAUAUAUUUUCGAAUUCCAAAACUAUUUUAUCUUUAAUAAUGUGCCGACAAAUUAUUAUUAAUAUAAAAUUAAAAUAAAAAAAGCAUUGCUAAAGGCUUAUAAAGUUGAAGAAAGCUGAAGAAGAUUUAAGUGUAAAAAUUAGGGCAAGAACAUUUUCGUUAGUAGCAAUCAAUCGAACAAAAUAUCUUUAUUACUAUAUAAAUAUAAAUGUAAAAUAUACUAUAUAAUUGGAAAACCAA
Messenger RNA from Zeugodacus cucurbitae (melon fly), 1514 nucleotides. It is a transcript of the gene Snx3, whose product is annotated as sorting nexin-12. Gene Ontology annotation, molecular function: phosphatidylinositol-3-phosphate binding. NCBI's taxonomy places the organism in Eukaryota, Metazoa, Arthropoda, Insecta, Diptera, Tephritidae. The record is from RefSeq and is a predicted model, not a curated record. The transcript is spliced from 4 exons. Gene Ontology annotation, biological process: late endosome to Golgi transport; endocytic recycling. The coding region runs from base 492 to 995 and encodes 167 amino acids. Gene Ontology annotation, cellular component: retromer complex; early endosome membrane.